AUGGUUUCAUUUAUUCAAAUACCGCUUAAAUCUACUAAUGAAGUUGAUCUUGUUAAACCUUUAAAAAAUUUUGUUAAAACAUUUUAUAAAUUAAAUGAUGAACAAAAAAAUGAAAUACAUGAAGGAAUAAAUGAACUUAAUAAAUUAAGAAGUAAAGCAUGUUGUCAAGGAAAUGAAAAAAGUCAAGCUAUUUUGGAUUUAUUACUUAGAUAUUGUGAUCAAUUAUUUGCUAUUGAAAAUAAACUUACAAUUACACAAACAACAAAUCCUGUCGCAUUUAAAUGGAAGGAUGCAUUUGAUAAAGGAUCUGUCUUCUUUAGUCGAGCUUCCCUCACUAUUAGUGAUAGUUCAUUUGAAAGAGCAGCAGUAUUGUUUAAUUGUGGUGCUAUGAUGUCUAUUAUUGCUUCAAGUCAAUUAUUAAAUACAGAUGAAGAAUUAAAAUCAGCAGCAAAACUUUUUCAACAAGCAUCUGGAAUUUUUCAAUAUUUAAAAGAUCAUGUUCUUGGUAUGGUACCACAGGAUCCAACUUUAGAUUUGAUGCCUGAUACCUUAGCUUCAUUGUCUGCAUUAAUGUUAGCUCAAGCACAGGAAGCCAUCUAUAUCAAAGCUAAAAAAGAUCAAAUGAAACAGACAGCUCUAGUACAGUUGGCUGCACAAUGUAGUGAAUUUUAUCGUGAGGCAAAAAGUUUAAUGACACGUGAAAUUGUCAAAGGGAUAUGGGAUAAAGAUUGGUUAAAUACUAUCUCUGGAAAAGAAUUAGCUUUGAAUGCUCUGGGUCAGUAUCAUCAAUCACAGGUGGCAUUUGAUCAAAAAAUGAUUGGUGAAACAAUAUCACGUCUCAAUGAAUCAAUAAUUUUAUUCAAAAAGGCUAAUGAUUAUAUAUCAGCAAGUUUAUUUGCACCUGAUUUAGAUUUAUCAAAAUUAGCAUUAGAAAAGGCAAAAAAAGAAAAUGAUAUGAUUUAUCAUGAGAUAGUUCCAGAUGUCAAAACAUUACCACCUUUAAAAAAAGCUGCUAUUGCUAAAGUAAUUCCAUAUACAAGACCAUUAUUUCCUAGAUUUAAAGAUAUGUUUGAAACACUUGUACCUAUAGAAAUACAAACAGCUAUGUCUUCAUUUGAAAGUAGAAAAGAACAACGAGCAAAUAUGGAAGUUGGAAGAUUAAGAGAAUACACAGAAUUAAUGAAUGCAAUUUUGUCAUCUUUAAAUCUACCAGCAGCUCUUGAUGAUGUUACAAAUCAUGAAAAAUGUCCAGAAAGUAUUAGACAAAAAAGUAUGAAAAUUAAAACUGAAGGUGGAGCAGGAACUAUAGAUACAUUGAUUGCUCAAAUUCCUGAGUUAUACAAUAAUAAUAUGGCUAUUCUUAAUGAGACAGAAAAAUUAUUAAAAGAAGAAAAACAAACUGAUGAUGAGUUACGUGAAAAAUUCAAAGAAAAAUGGACAAGAACAAAAUCUGAAGAUUUAACUGGACCUUUAACUCAACAAAUCCAAAAAUAUAGAGGUAUUUUAGCUACUGCAUCUAAUGCAGAUCAAAUUGUCCGUAAAAGAUAUGAUGAUAAUAAACAUGGUAUUGAAAUUUUAUCAAAAUCAGAAAAUGAAUUGGUGAAUCUCAUUCCUAAUAUAUCAGAUUCUAGUGUAAAUCAAAAUUCUGAAACAAUUAAUAAGUUAAGAAGUUUAUUAGAUCAAGUAAAAGAUAUUGAAAAGGAAAGAAAAAAAUUAGAAGAUAAAAUUAAAAACGUAAAGGUUGAUGUUGCAGAUAAAUUUCUUAAAGCAAGAACUGAAGCAUCUGGAGGUCAUUUUAAUGAAGAAGAAAUAUCAACAAAUGAAAUUCAAAAAGCUUUUUCAGAUAUUAUUAAAGAAGUUGAUUCUUCUCUUAAAACACAAGAUGAUAUUAUGAAAGAAAUAGAAAUUGUAAAUAGAAAAUUUGUUCAAGAAAAAGGUUUUGGUAAUAGUGAUCGUGAUCAAAUGUUAAAACAAUUAGCUUCAGCUGCAGAUGUUUUUAAUACACUUAAAAGUAAUCUUAAUGAGGGUCAUAAAUUUUACAAUGAUCUUACACCACUUUUGGUAUCUCUUCAACAAAAUGUUUCUGAUUUUUGUUUUGCCAGGCAAACUGAGAAGGAGGAUUUAAUGAAGCAAGUUCAACAAAGCAUUAUAUCAGGUAAGGGUUUAAGUGCUAUGGUAUCCAAGAAGGUGAAUGAUUUUCAAGGAUAUGUAAAGCAACAAAUUGAUGAGCAAAGACGUGCUUUAGCUAAUAAAGUUUAUAAUGAAAAUGCAUCAUCAAGACAAGCACCUCCAAGACCACCUCCUCCUACAGUAUCAGGAACAGAGACUCCUCCAAUUCCACCACCAAGGACAUCAACACAAACAGAACAACAACCAAUGAAUCAAGGUAUUCCAAAUUCACAACAACAAUUUUAUAUGGGACAACAACCUUUUAAUCCUUAUGGAACGUAUAAUCCUUAUACAACUCCACCAUAUUUUAGUGGUUAUCCACCUCAACCACAAUUUGGACAACCUUAUCAUUGUCCAUAUCCUGUAACUUAUCCAGGAACUUAUCCCGGUGCUGGUUAUGUUCCCCAGGCACCAUAUAAUGGUGGUCCACAACAAGAUCAGCAAUCUCAACAAUCAAAUAAUAAUAGUAAUCCAUUCACUUAA
Messenger RNA from Strongyloides ratti, 2652 nucleotides. Its product is annotated as Programmed cell death 6-interacting protein. Lineage: Eukaryota; Metazoa; Nematoda; Chromadorea; Rhabditida; Strongyloididae. The transcript has 4 exons. The record is from RefSeq and is a predicted model, not a curated record. Gene Ontology annotation, molecular function: protein binding. Bases 1 to 2652 code for a protein of 883 amino acids. Gene Ontology annotation, cellular component: endosome. Gene Ontology annotation, biological process: mitotic cytokinesis.